Molecule: messenger RNA, 890 nt
Organism: Salmo salar (Atlantic salmon)
Lineage: Eukaryota; Metazoa; Chordata; Actinopteri; Salmoniformes; Salmonidae
Source: RefSeq, a predicted model, not a curated record
AGGCUGAUGGUGAAGCAGGGAGAAUCUUGCAGCUGUCCAAAAAGGACCCCCAUCAAUAAACUGCUUUAUGCCACUCCUGAGAAGAUGUGUGCGAGUGGCAGAUUGAUCAGUGGCCUUCAGAACCUGUAUGAGAGAGGUCUUCUGGCACGCUUUGUCAUUGAGGCUCACUGUCAGUUAGUGGGGCCAUGACUUCCGGCCAGACUUCAAGUGGAUGCAUGAGCUGCGGAAAAAGUGCCCCACAUGGCUCUAAUGGCCACAGCCACCCCCCGCGUCCAGAAGGACAUCCUCAACCAGCUGCAGAUGGCCAGACUUCAGGUAUUUACUAUCAGUUUCAACAGAAACAACCUCAAGUAUGCUGUGCUACCCAAGAAACCCAAGAAGGUGAUUCAGGCAUUGUGUACUGUCUGUCCCGUAAUGACUGACACCAUGGCUGACAGUCUUCAGAGGGCUGGUAUACUAGAGCUAGAUUACCACGCGGGCCCUCAAUGACAAAGACAGAGAAUAUGUGCAUACCAAGUGGAUCAAUCCGGAUGCCUGCCAGGUGAGGUAAUCUCAACAUAUGUUAACAUCACUAACAACCUUCUACUAACUUCAUGAAGAGGUUAAUGUUGUAUCACUGUCCACCUGGUCAUGUGUGCCACCUUUGCCUUUGGCAUAGACAUCGACCGGUUUGAUGUUCGCUAUGUGAUCCACGCCAGUCUCCAAGUCAGUGGAGGGCUACUACCAGGAGUCAGGCAGAGUAGCCAGGGACGGAGAGAUCUCUCACUGCAUCCUCUUCUACUCCUACUCUGACAUCAUUCGCAUCGAGAGGUUCAUUUUAUAGAUUUUUUUACUUACCGUAAUUUCCGGACUAUUAAGCGCACCCACUGAAUUUAAGCCGCACCCACAUA